AUGGAAGAAGGGGUGUUUAUGGUGAGAGUGGCUGCUCAAGCGGAGAGGUAUGAAGAUGCAGUUGAUUUAUUAACAAAGGCCUUGCAACUAUCUCAGAAAGAUGCAUCCCCAGAGGUUGUAGAGCUUCUUUCUGCUACCUUCAAAGACUUCAUCAGCUCUGAGAGAUCAGCCUGGAAAACAGUCAAAGCCAUAGAGCAGAACAAAAAGUAUGCAGAGUAUGCGCCAGACUUAGCUGAGUAUAAAGAUAAAAUCAGCCUCGAACUUGACCACAAGUGCCGGCAAGUCAUUGACAUUAUUCAAGAGCAUUGUCUGUCAAAGGCUACCACUGAUGACUCUGAGGGGAGUUGCACCUCUAAAGUGUUUUAUCUGAAACUGGUUGGAGACAACUACAGAUACAUUGCUGAGACAGCUUCUGGGCCAAGGCGAGACAAAGCCAUUGAGAAAGCUGAUAGCUUCUAUAGGCAAGCCACUGAUUUCUCUAAGGCUCUCCAUCGAUAUAACUCCAGCAGGCUUGGGUGUGGGCUAAACUAUUCGGUAUUUUGGUAUGAAAUCAUGGAGGAUAAAUCUAAAGCUUUACAAAUUGCAGAAGAAGCUCUAGAGGAAAGGAGAGAAUAUAUAUGACAGGAUGAUUCAGACGAAGUUCGAGACUCUCUCCCCAUUCUUGAACUUUUGAGAGAGAACAUUGAUAUAUGGAAAGAAGGUGAAGAUAGCCUUUAUUAACAUUUAAUUAC
Moneuplotes crassus is the source of this 731-nucleotide messenger RNA. Lineage: Eukaryota; Ciliophora; Spirotrichea; Euplotida; Euplotidae. The record is from the annotation of a GenBank genome assembly.